Messenger RNA from Gryllus bimaculatus (two-spotted cricket), 5319 nucleotides. The record is from the annotation of a GenBank genome assembly. Lineage: Eukaryota; Metazoa; Arthropoda; Insecta; Orthoptera; Gryllidae.
GUCAUAUUCUAAUCGUUAAAUAUCUCUAAAAAAUGUCAGUUGAAACAUGGUGAGAAAAAAAAGAAUACAUGUGAAAUUUGCUCACAUAAUUGGAAUGUUUUACUUUUACCAGCAUAUUGAAUGAUCUUUUUAGUUCAGAUUGUCUUUCGAAAAAAAACAACAAAAUCUUUCUUUUAAAAAACAACUUUAAAUUUAAUGACGAUCCAUAAUAUAAUUCUGUGGGACGUAACGUUUGAGAAGAAUAUAUCCGGGUGUCACCUACCUACAGGGAUGCUCGAUUUGGCUUGUGAUGUCUUCUCUGAGUGCUUGCCAUAAAUGAACGGUGGUUUCCCGGUGCAGAAUGUUACCUGGGUUGCUGAGUGUCGUUUGGGCGCUUGCUGCCGUGGCAGGAUGUUCGGCGACAGAACCUCGCGCGUUCGCCUGCCCGGAGAUCAACGCCACCCUUCGCUGCGUCUGCCAGGGCAGCCGCGCCACCUGCAACGGCCUCGGCGCCUCCUCUCUCGGCUUCGUUGCGUCUUCCGCUCGGGCCAUUCGAUCUCUUCUCGCCUCCCACAACGACCUGCGGGAGCUGCCCGCGGACUUCCUGCCCAACGCUACCAACCUGCAAGAGCUUACGCUCAGCUACAAUAAGAUCGCCAGCAUCGAUGCGCACUUUUUUGAAUCUCUGCCAUCUCUGGCUAUUUUGGACCUCUCCCACAACUAUCUUGUAGAGUUCUACCUGCCACGAUAUGGGCUUCCGAACUUGGAAAUUCUCAAUCUGACGAACAAUCUCUUGUCUCAGUUGAGAUUUGAUGCGCAAAGACCGGUAAAAAAAGCACGGGCAGAUAUAAAUCGAAACAAUAUGUGCGGAGUUACUAUAAAUGAUGCUCUUUCAGGAGAAGGAUUAGAACAAUUGUAUCUUUCGCACAAUAAAAUUGGAAAUAAUUUGAGUUUUUUACGCAAUUUUACCAAAUUAACAAUAUUGACCUUAGGAUUUAACAACAUAUCCAAGAUAGAUCUAAGUCGAUUCCCCUGUGAUGAAAAACUUAGGUGCUUGGAUCUCAACAAUAACUUACUGAGUGAUUUGAACUUCUUGAAAUGUACUGAAUAUAUGGAUACAUUAAAUGUAUCGAGUAAUCUAAUUUCGGAAAUUCCAGAAAACGCAUUCAUAAAUUUGACAAUUCUUCGGUGUUUGGAUAUUGCAAAUAAUAGAAUUGAAAAUCCAAGAUUUUUACAUAACAUUAACCGAAAUACCAUGUCUUUCAUAAACUUAUCACGUAACAAGUUGUCUACUAUACCUGCUAGAAGCAUGAUAAAUAUGUCGGAAUUAAAAUACGUUGAUGUUUCCUUUAAUGAACUGUCUGAUAUAUCAUUUGCUAACGAUAUUAAACCAUUAGAAAACCUUUUUGCUGGUAACAACAAAAUUUCCAAAGUAUUUUUGAAAAUUCACAGAAAUGCAAUAAAAACCCUCAACUUGAAUAAUAAUUUAGUCACAAACAUUGACUUUUUGAAACACUUACCUAAUAUUACUCGUCUCGAUUUGAAUAAUAACACAAUAAACGAAAUUAAACCUGAUGCCAUGUCGCUACUGAAAAAAUUAGAAAAACUAGAUCUAUCCAAUAAUAGGAUUAGCAAUGUAAAUUUUGUUAAUGAAGUACCUGACCUUCGUUUCCUUAAGCUGUCUAACAACUAUAUAACACAACUUCCAUGCAAUAGAGUCGUGCAGACCAUAUAUUUGGAUGGAAAUGACAUAAUGAACUUUCAGUUGAGUUGUGCUCCCAAUCUUCGCUACCUUUACAUGCAUGGCGGCAUCUUCAAAGACAGGAAGGAACAAGAGUUACGAAUAUCCAAAGAAGUAGAAUUAGGUAUUAAAAACAACACAUUUAUUUUCCCUUGUUUCCCAAAUCUAGAAGUCAUAUUAAAAUGCAAAAAACAUUUCAGUCAAACGGAAGCUGAUGAAAUUUUGUGUGAAUCGCAUGGAACAAUCUUUGGCAAUCCUAUCACUAUUGUAAUAUAUUGUAUUACAGGAAUACUGCUUUCUCUUGUCGUCUUUUUAAUUGUUGCAAAAUGUUAUCGUCGGCUGCAAAGAAGAGUUGAUAACAACAGAGAGUGUUUGUGUGGAAAAGGAGAACGUGUACAUAGGCAUCAACUUUUCGGAGGCAACGAGUUGUGUUGCUAACUACAGUUUUUUUUGAACUUGUAUUUUGCUGCCUGUAAUGUGAGGAUAGUGAACGUGAAGUACAAUUUAGUUUCCGAAAAAGGUUAUUCGACGUUUGAAGAAACGGUAACUAUAAGGGGAAGAAGUGAUGUUUAUCUAUUAAUAUAACAUGAUGGUAAAAAGUAUGUUUACCCAAAUUGUUCAACAUUAUUAAGGGAUUGAUCGAAUUUUUUUCUUUGCUUCAAGAACUUCUGUAACAUUAAAAUAUUCUUCUAAUGAAAGUCGAACAAAUUUUUUCAUUGAUUUAUGUCUUCUGAAGGUAUUUUUCUGUGAAAUUACUGAUCUCAUGCACUUUGCUGUACAAAAAUAUACAAGACGAAGUAGACAGAGAGGUAGUUUCAAAAAUUUUUAGAACGGAGUUUAUAGGUCACUAUUAUAGCGUACAAAUUAUUACAUGCCAAAAUAAUUUCUAAAAUCAUUUAGUGAAACAAAAUUGUUUUGUUUUGCUUUAGUAGGAGACGUCAAUACUUUGAAAUAUAUGUGACCAAGAAGGUUUAAAUUCUAUUUUCUAUGUUCGAGAUUUGAAGAAAAUGAAUUUAGCACAAAUAUAGACUUUAUACAAAAUAUGAUUAAUAUAUUUAUCGUGGUGUCAAUUAUGAUGUAUAUUUAUUCUGUCUUAGUUUAUUAUAUUUUCUAUAUGACGUAUUCUUACUUUACGAACAACAGUAUUCAUUUUUAUUGCUAAUUUUCAUGAGAUUCUUUGCUAGUAUCUUUCUAGUCUUCCUCUGAAAUAAUUCUUACAGGAAUAAUUUAUCAACGACAAUUUAUUCUCUCCGGUGAUAUUUCAUUCAAUCUAUCUUUGACACUAUGAUAACAUGCGAUCAUAAAAUCCAGAACGAAAUUCAACUUGUUUUAGAAUAAAAAAUAAUUUUGGAACAUUAGGGUUAUUUAACCAUUUGUUAUGGGAAACUAAACGUUAUAGAACAUAAUGCUCCGUUCAAGCCGACCGUUUGAAUUUUUUAUAUAAAUAUGCUAUUUAAUGAACAGAUUUGAAUAUUUUCUGGAGAAUAUAAAUGAAUUAUAAACUAGAAAUUGGAAAAUGUAAAAUGUGAGAAUGAAUGGUGAAAACAACAUCAACAAAAAAAAUAUAUUAUGUAUAUUUUAUGUAAUUCCAAUGCUAGGAAUAAGGUUUCACCACUGCUGCGUUAUAUUUUCUUAUAUGAUACAAGUGAUGAAAGUGAUAUUUUAUUUUGCGAGUAGGAAAUGUUGCGAUCAGAGAACGAUAGGGCGAGUUACGAAAUCCUAUGCGUAAAAUAAAGUCGCUUUUACCAUGUGUGUGUCAUACAUUACAUUUUAGACAGCCUUACUAUUUUUAUGUUCAAGUGUAUAAAUAACUUAACGAUACGUUAAGACUCUUAGUACUGAUGCAGUCAGACGAAACUAUUUUGUUUCCUUUGCUGCAUUCACAAAUUUACAAGAACAUUUGAGCUCUCACUUUUGGCGCUAGUGCUAAAAAUUGAACUGUAAGCACGAAACGCGGGCUUCGAAAGAACCGCUUUUAAUAGUGGCUGUCUAAAAUACCAAAAAAAAAGGUUAUAUUGUGAGUGGUCGGGCUUACACAUUUUAAUUGAAAACACUUAUAAUUGGAAAUUCUGGAAAUUUAUUUGAUAUCGUUUUGAUAAACACCAAUUUCUUAUCUGGGACUGGCGGUUUUAAUGCACAUGUAUUAUAAAUAUGCAAUAUUUUAAGGUACAAAACUUAGUUUGUAAAGGCGUUAACCUAGAGUGUAAGCGCAAAACUUAGUCACCUUUUUAAAAGUAUUUUAAUUAAAACACUUGUGCAGCACAUUUUAAAAGAAAACAUUCCCUCUCGUGAUGCUUUUUUAAAAGUCUUAAGUUAAAUUUUUAUUUGUAAAUAUUAAUAUACAUUGGCAGCAUAUAUGUACAUAUCAGUAUUAAAGUAUACUGAAUUUUCUGCUUUAAAAAGUGUAAAUUUUUUGUCACAACUUGUACAUUUUACUUUAUAAUGUAUAUUUUUAAAUAUUGUUUUUUUUUAAAUAAAUGUCAAGAGUAAAGUCAGCCUACGACUACUUGAAGAUAACGGCAUUCAUCGUGGUAGUCACCUCCAUUUGGGCAGCUAUGACGGCAACUGCUGAAGGCAUUGACUGGUGCAUCCUUGUUUCGACGAACGAAAUCGAAGUGGCGAACGUGAAAGAACUCGUGCAUUUGACGAAGUUAGAAAAGCUCGAUUUGUCUUUAAACCAACUCGAGGAACUGGACCUAUCAGAAGGAACAUUGUUGUAUCUCUGGAGUUUAAAUGCUUCUUUCAAUAAACUGAGAAGAUUUGAGUCUCAACCUUUACGUUUAACCCAUUUGACUCUCCAAGAAAAUAUGCUUUCAGAUGUGUGUUUCGUGUCGCGUUUUCGGUCAUUGAGGUAUUUAAAUCUAUCAUUUAAUAGAAUUACUUAUAUCCCUGAUGACGUAUUCCAGAAUUUAACUGACUUGUACUUUCUUGACCUAAAGAAUAAUCAAAUAACAAACGCAGAUUUCGUUCUGUUGACUACGAAAGUAUUGCACACCCUUGUACUUAGUAACAACAGAAUAUCGAAAUUGCCGGUUAAAUCAUUCAGAUAUUCGAAAAUAGUCGAAUUGUACCUUGAUAACAAUACUCUUACAAAUGUCGACUUUUUAAUAUAUUCAAAUGCUGCUGAGAUAAAUUUAAAUGACAACCAGUUAUCAACUUUAAAUGGCAAAUUGUUUGAAAACAAAAAUAAAUUAAAAGUUCUUAAUGUAUCGGGCAUGAAAUUAACUUCUGUGGACUUUAUCACAAGUAUUCCAUCUUUGAUUAGCGUCGGCAUGGAGAGUAACAACGUUUCAUGUCUGCCAAAAGGGUUUCUGAAAAAUUACAAAACUCUCAAAGAGUGGUUCUUACUUGACAAUCCACUGGAAGAUCUGAUUUGCCCAAUGUCCUCUGAAUGGACCGUUCAAGAAAUGUGUAAUAUCAGCGCGUCUGACAAUAAAGUACAAAUUCUCAUGAAAGAUGUAAAUAUAAAUGACAUAAUGCGCUGCGUAUUAGACCGUAGAAAUAUUUUUGAAGACUGUGAACAGAAAUGUAAUUUUGCUAGUCAUACAUUAUUUCCACCGUUGCUCAUUUUUGUAUCCACAUUGUUCAAUGUUAUAUAA